This is a messenger RNA of Pocillopora damicornis (cauliflower coral), 1253 nucleotides long. RefSeq lists its product as uncharacterized. NCBI's taxonomy places the organism in Eukaryota, Metazoa, Cnidaria, Anthozoa, Scleractinia, Pocilloporidae. The record is from RefSeq and is a predicted model, not a curated record.
AUGAUGGUUGCAAAGUUUUUUUGUAUACUUAUUUCAGCUUUUCAAGUGAAAGGCUUCUGCUCCGCUAGAAAAUGUAAAAAGAUCUCUUUUAAUGAGCAACAAGACGCCUAUCAUGACAAAGAGCUUGUCGGCCAUGUCUUUCACAAUUCUGUGAGUUCAAACUCACAGCAGUGCUAUCUGAAGUGUAUCAACGACUGUCGAUGUCUGUCGAUAAACUACAAGGUCAAGAACGACAUCAAAUACUGCGAGUUGAACGAAGGCAGCCAUUUUACAAACAAGGACUCUCUGAAAAACAUCCACGGAAGCGUUUACUACGUACUGCGGAGAGAAUACUCCACUAAAGUUCCUACCAACAUUGUUCCUUGUGCUGAUGACUUCACGUGUACCAAUGGCUGCUGUAAGAACAAUCCUUGUCUUAAUAGAGGAACCUGUACUGAGAUCUGUCAACCCACAAGUGUUCGGUACAAUUGUUCCUGUCCUGUACCGUUUUUUGGAAAACACUGCGAGAUUCAGCAGAAAAGAAGCUGUCAAGAUUUCAAAGCAGCCGGGUCCACCGCCUCUGGAUUGUAUACAGUUAACAAUGACAAUAAUCAAACCUUCCAGGUGUUCUGUGAUUUGGAUUCAGAGCCUGGGUUCGCUUGGAACCUGAUUGAGUCGUUUAGCUUAUCCAACAAACAUCGUUUUCAGGUAUUUGCUUUCUCUUUAAAUCCUCUACAAAACAUCGUGUUUUACGAUGACUACCAAGCCAUCAGCGGUGAUGCCCCAAAUUGGCAGGCUUACCUCAUCAAACGACCCUACCUCCUUUGGCUCAGAGAUCACUCAACUCACUGGAGAGCUACUUGCCGAUACAACACAGAUGGUACCGUAUACACAGAUUACCUGAGAGCCUCGCUUGAAGACUUUGACAUCAUUAAAGACGUACACACGGUGGUAGACACCUGUCGACCUUACGAAUAUGUCAACAUCCGGGGAAAUGAGUGUGUGAAUUGCACUGCAUUCACAGCGUAUAAAAAAGGCAUUUACUCUCUGCAUGUCGACUCUUAUUUUACCCAUCGGUCCUGCGAUUUCGACGCAAGCAAGUCGGCCAUAAAUGACGAGGACAACUUUGGAAUGUACAGUUCUACAAAUCCCAAAUUCCGUUGCACCUCAAACUCGGAUGAUACGACUCAGUUCUGGAUCGGAGGCAAAUAGUACGCUGACUAAAAAACACAGUUUUAUAGAUGGUGAUAAAUCUGUUGGUAUUUGAGAAUUAA